AGUUGUAUGAAAGUUGUUUGUUCAUGCGUUGUUGAGACGUGGCUUUGCAAUCGGCAGUGAAAGUUGAAAUACACGGCUUGUAUUUGCGAAUUCUAAGCAAGUUGGACGAUGUCUAACUUUGGUAAUUUCAAUUUGAGUUCGCUUAGCUCCAUGAGCACACUGGGCAGUUUGGCGCAGUCGGCUCAAAGGCUUGAUAGAUUAAUGGCAGGUAACCGUUCAAGACAGCAAGAUACUGGCAAUAACGCCCGCAGAUUGAUGGAUAACGACUUCUUUGGUGCUCGAAACAACGAGCGAAACCGUGGAAGAUCCCCUUCACCUCAAAGGCGUGCUAAUCGUGGCGACAGACGCAAUGCCAAUCGUCGUGAUCGUGUUAAUGCCAGGAGAAAGAGAGAUGACAAUUUUUAUGGCCCAGCAAGUGGUGCCGGAAUCUUAGGUGCUGCACCAAAUAGGAAUGGCAGAUCAUCAGGUACAGGGGAUGACUCAACAUGGAAUGAAAGUAGCGGGAACCAACCGCAAUUUAAUCAACAGGCACAGCAACUUUUAAACAUGAUGCAGACACAACAGCUCUUGGCUGCUGUGCAGGCUCAGGCAAAGUUAGCUAAUCAGCAGCAGCCACCAAGUCUGAUGAGUAGCACUGUGUACCCACGUCAGAUAGGUGGUCGUAUGUCUAACCCAAGGGGUGGUCGCUUUAAUCGCAAUGACAGAUCACGUCAAGGAAUUUCUAAUCGUCGAGAAGAUCGUAAACGAAAGCACUCACCCCCUUCAAGACCUUUUAGACGAGAUCGACGUGGUGAUAAUGAAAGUAAAUAUCAACCAAUACGAAAACUGUCAAAUGAUGUUUCUGCAAAAAAGAACGCGACCAAAGAAAAAGAUGAUGUUGAGGCUUCAGCAAAGAAACAGGAGGAGCCUUCAAAAAUUUCUAGGAAUGCAGCCGGGGAAGAUAUAGAAGAAUUGAUCAGGACAAACUUCGAUGGCAAACGUUAUUGGUGUACACUUUGUAAAAUUGUUUGCAUCAAAUUGAAGAAUAUCCGAAAACACUUCUUGAGCGAGCGUCAUGUGAAAGCUGUUUUUGAAAGAGAUGGAAAAGUGUUUGAUCCAGAAAUCAUGAAACAACAGGAAAUAAAAGAAGAAAAGCCGAAGCCAAAGGAUAUCAGGGAAGUCUUAAAAUAUGUUUGCAGCACAAAGCAAACGGCAAGGAAAGAAAACAAGGAUAUUUACAUAUCGUCUUUGACUGAUUGCACCGUAAAAGUCACAGAUUUCUCUUGCGAGGAAGGCUUUAUGGGUUCUGAAUUUGUGAAAGCCGUUUCUGGAUUCAAAUGCCAAUUAUGUAAUGUUUUCAUGAGACAAGGAAACGAUAUCAUUCAGCAUCUCAAAGGCAAGAAACAUCAAUAUAAUUAUCAGGCAUAUUUGAAAGAAAAUCCGGAUUAUUUGGACAAACAACGGGAAGUGAACAAGAGAUUACUGAACAUGUUGAUGAAAGAUGAAGGUCAGGAGGUGGUCUUGCAAGAUUGUACUGGAGACAAGUUUGCUGACAUUAAUCUUCCCGAAGAAAAGCCCGACGACGUUGAUUUUGAAGUGGCUGGUCGUGAUUCAGUUGACGUAUUGAAAACAUAUGACGACUCAAAGAUGGAGAAUGAAGCAGAGAAAGGCGCUGCUUUAAAUAAGUCCGACCUUGAUAAUGUUGCUGUUGAUGAAACUGAAGACAUGAAAACAGUAGAUAGCAACGUGGAGAAAGAAGAUAAUGAGGAGAAAUCUCAAGUUGUGAAAAAUGUCGAUGAAAAAGAAUUGGAAGUAGAAAUGAAAGAACAUGAUGACAAAAUUGUUCCAGAGGAAAAAAUGGAAGACGAGAUGACGAAGGAAGAGGCAAAUUCUGAAGAAAAAAAGGACGUCAUGGUGGAAGUUGGUGUUGAAGAUAAUGACGUCAUAGUGGAAGCUGGUGUUGAAGAAGAUGACGCCAACUUGGAAACUGGCGUUGAAGACGAUGAAUUUCCUCUUGAAGACUUGUUGCCAAAGCAUAAAAGGAUAAAAUCUGACCAUUACAACAAGUCCGAUACAAAGUCCUCCGAGUUAAAUGUAAAAGAGUCCGAUAUUGUUGUAAAGACGCCCGAUAUGGAUACGAAAACGCUCGAAAAUGAAGAACAAGAGUCACCCGAAACACCCAUGUCCAAUGAUCUUGCUGAGGAGGAAACUGAAAAUGUUACGCCCAAAAGAGGGAAAAAAGGAAAGCGUGGCCGCGGAAGCACCAAAGCUACACGCGGGAGACGCAGAACAACCCCACGCACAGUUAAAACGUCAAAGAAUUCUGCUGAGAAUAUUGAGAUGGUCGAACGUGUGAGUGAGUCUCCAAAGAUGAUUUCUAAAAAGCAGAAGGUAAAUGGCACCAAAUCGUCACAAGUUGUUCAAGAUACAUCCCCUGUAAAGAAAUCAGAAGCUGAGGUAAAGGCAGAACUUGUAGAAACAGGAGAAACGACUGUGGAAUGUGUUGCUGAAAAGUUUGAAGACUCUGAACCUAUCAAUAAACAGGAAGAUAACAAAAUAGGAGAUGAUUCGAAAGAGGAAAAGAAUUUGGAACAACUAGAAAGCAUGAAAAAGCCGGAAGCUGUUGAGGAUCGUAAAACUGAGAAAAAAACAGAAAUUCUUAAAGAAUCGAAAAAACGAGAAGUGGGGAAAGAGAAGAAACGUCUCAGAAAACCCAAAUCAGGUAAAUUUGCAGAACCUGAGAAUGAGGUCAGUAAUAAACCAGAAGUUGACAUAGAAAAAAAAAUCGAGAAAGACCCAGAAGUUAAGAAAAAAACUGAAGUUAAAAAGGACUCGAAAGUUCAGAAAGAAAACGAUGUGGAGAAAGAGUCAGGCGUUAAGAAGUCGGAUGUUAUAAAGGAGCCAGAAUUUAAGAUGGAACCUGAAGUAAAGAAGGAGCCCGAAGUUAAGAUAGAGCCCGAAGUUAAGAUAGAGCCCGAAGCUAAGAAAGAGUCUGAAGUUAAGAAAGAUCCUGAAGUUAAGAAAGAGUCGAAAUGUAAGGAAGAGUUGAAAGAGGAAGAACUAAUGGAUACGGGAAAUGAAAUCAAUGUAGUGGAAAAAGCGGAAGUGGACGUCAAACAAGAAUUGGAAAAUGAUUCAGACGUUGCCAAGGACGUUGAUAACUAUGAAAUACUGGAAACUGGUUCAGAGUUAUCAGACGAAAUCCUGCCUUUACAAGAUUCUGUAGCGAUAUCGAAAGACGAAGACGACGAUGUUGAUGCUUUUGAAGUGAUAGAUGAGGUUGAAAGUGAUAGUUGUGAGUCGGACAAUAUAUAGACUUAGUUCGAUCAACAAUCCAAGUAAAUAUGUUUAGUAUAGUUUAAUUCUAUUAUAUUUGAAGUGUCUUAUUUGACUAUUUCAACUUGUCAGAGUAGUUUUUACUGUAAUUUGAAACAAAAAUGUAAUAUGUUUCAAAUAUAGCUAACAGUGCAUCAUUAAAUAUGGAACUGCUUA
Xenia sp. Carnegie-2017 is the source of this 3471-nucleotide messenger RNA. Its product is annotated as DEK domain-containing chromatin-associated protein 4-like. Gene Ontology annotation, cellular component: nucleoplasm; nucleus. Gene Ontology annotation, biological process: negative regulation of DNA-templated transcription; positive regulation of DNA-templated transcription. Gene Ontology annotation, molecular function: zinc ion binding; nucleic acid binding. The record is from RefSeq and is a predicted model, not a curated record. NCBI's taxonomy places the organism in Eukaryota, Metazoa, Cnidaria, Anthozoa, Malacalcyonacea, Xeniidae. The coding region runs from base 109 to 3294 and encodes 1061 amino acids. The transcript has 11 exons.